Parasteatoda tepidariorum (common house spider) is the source of this 797-nucleotide messenger RNA. It is a transcript of the gene Trmt112, whose product is annotated as tRNA methyltransferase subunit 11-2. Gene Ontology annotation, molecular function: protein heterodimerization activity. Gene Ontology annotation, biological process: peptidyl-glutamine methylation; tRNA methylation; rRNA (guanine-N7)-methylation. NCBI's taxonomy places the organism in Eukaryota, Metazoa, Arthropoda, Arachnida, Araneae, Theridiidae. The record is from RefSeq and is a predicted model, not a curated record.
CUUGGGACAAGCACAAAACGAGUAGUAAACAAAACGAUUCGUCUUUUUGCAGCAUUGCGGAUUUAUCUGGAAAUCCUAUUUUUUUAGUUUUAUAAAAUAUUAUACACUUUUAAAUUAAUAAUUUUUACAAUCUAUGCAAAAUGAAACUGUUAACGCAUAAUUUCAUGACAUCUAAAUGCUUGAAACGGGUUAAUGUUGGUUUUCCAUUGAAAAUUGUUGCUAGUGAAAUCCAGGAAACUAAAGUGGAAUUCAAUAGUGAUUUCAUUUCUCGAAUUAUACCUAAAUUAGAUUGGGAUGUUGUAUGUUCUACAGCAGAAAGUAUUGGCCAUUUGAAUGAUUUGCCUAAGACAUUGCCAACAAAUUAUGAUAUUGAUGAAGAAUUUUUGAGAGCUGCUCAUCAUGUAUUGUUAGAAGUGGAAGUUGUCUCCGGGGAUUUGAUAUGUCCUGAAACGGGUCUGCAUUUUCCAGUUAGUGGUGGAAUUCCCAAUAUGCUGGUGAAUGAAGACGAAGUAUAAAGCAAUUAUAUUUGAAAAUCCUGUAAAGUGUUCACUAAUUUUCAUUCAUUAUAUUUGUACUCUUUAAUGUAUAUGUUACAGUGCAAAUUUUUCAUUUGUUGCGGUAAUAAAUUUAACAAAAAUUAUUUCUCUUUACUUUCCCUUUUACUAUGAAUUCUCUUUUACUCACAUUUUAUUUAUUUUUGUCUUUAUAAUAACAGAUUUGUGAAAAUGUACACUGUAGCGCUGUUCCAUGACAUUUCAAUACUGAAAUUUCAUAGUAAAAAAUCAUAGAUUAUUGAA